Mesorhabditis spiculigera is the source of this 3918-nucleotide messenger RNA. The record is from the annotation of a GenBank genome assembly. NCBI's taxonomy places the organism in Eukaryota, Metazoa, Nematoda, Chromadorea, Rhabditida, Rhabditidae.
AUGUCGUCCUCGUCCUCCUCUUCCCUCUAUCGAUAUCGGAGCACGAGCUCCAUUCGUGGAUCCACGGCGAAUUAUGCGCCUAGGAUCAAUCGGCUCCUCCUCAUCGGCUGCUUCACGUGCUGGUGGCCGUGUCUCAGUUCGUGCGUACAGCGUCGAGCCCUCGUCCCGGGAUACUGUAUCCACAUAUUCCACGCGAUCCGCUAUACCAUCAUCUACCUCGUCAGCCCUGUCCCGUUCCUACAACGCUUCUGCCUCGAAUGUCAGUCCAUAUUCCAGGACUGCCGAUCGGUAUUCGAGCAACGAUUCCCUGUCGAGCUACCGUUCCCCAUCCACCACUACAAACUACAAGCCGACGGGACUGGCGACGACGGGAAGGAGUUCAAGCCUCACCGGCUCUACGAGCGCAACCUGGGCACCACAGCUGAUAAAUCGCUCGACAAAUACAAAAUUGACAACCAUUUUUCCAGUAACUACGCGCCCACAAAAUCGAGCUCGCUCAGCGGCGGCUAUUCCGGCUACAGUAGUCGGACAGAUCGCGCAGAUUAUCAGACAGCCAAACGGGAUACGGAAAAGGCGAAAAGGGACGAUAUCGAGGAGCGAUUCGAGCUGCUCUACAAUAAAUACGUCAAAGAUGCCCCGCCCCCAUCAACCGAUAAACUGGCGGCCACGGCGAGGGAAGAGAUGGAAAAUGGCAUCCAGAAAAGCGCCCCGCCUACCGUAACCCCCAAACCGACAGCCGGGCAAUCGAUGACGCGUGAAAAAUCGGCAGAAAAAUCAAUUUCCGAAGAUUUGCCCGGGAUUCUGACCGAAAUUGCCAUCAGAAAGAAGGGGAAAGGGGCGGCUGGGCUACAAAGUACACCUAACGACGGAGGAAUUCGACUACAAACUACACUUUCUGCCGAUAAUAAGGAGACGACCGUCUCGACAAUCGAUGACACCAGCCGUCCUUCCAUCGUCAUUUCUUCACAUCAAGAACCCCAUCCAGAUUCUACAAAAAGCACGGUUGCCGCCAAUAAAGGCUCCAUCCCGAUCAGAAAAAGACAGGGCCGAACGCUGGAGGAUCUGAAAGAUUCACUUUUGAACGAGAAGAAAAUGGAUCCAAUGGAGACGGAACCCUCAACUUCUUCCUAUUUUCAUGAAUGUGUCAUUUUGAAUGACGAUAAUUCGGGCGAAGACCUCUGCACGGCGGCCACUAUUUCGAUGAAUGACUCCAACCGGCCGUCAGACUCGAAUGAUACGGUCCAUUUGGACGCUGACCCCAAUCAGCAGCGCUGCCGAAUUAUUCUAUGGCCUCAGCCUGGUGCGAGUUCCGGAAUUUGCCCGCCAAUGGUCAUGCCCUCCCAACCGAACACCCCGAUCGGCGAGGGACAAUUCUUUGGGUCGGAAGAGGAAGAAGCCUCCGAAUCCGAGGAGGGAAGCGAUGAUGUCGAGUCGUUCACGGAUGACUCGGAUGUGUACGAGUCGGAUUUCGAGUACAGCGUCUCGGAGAGCAUCCCCUUUUUGCCGUCGAUGGCAAAGACAGAAAGCGGUCCAGAAGGCGUUGGGGUAGUUGUCGAGAAAGAGUUGCCCUUUCUGGAGCACAAUCACGAAGAUUUGCGAGGGCGUGUCGAGUCGCUGCUGGCCCACCCUCCUCCGUUGCCUGUAUUCACCUGUUCGGUGACGUAUGACGGACAAAUGUCGGCGGCGAGCGGGGACUCGUGGGGCAGCGCCGACGAGGGAGAUGAAGAGGAGGAGGAGCAAGAGGAGGAAAUGGAAUUGGACCGUCAAACAGAUGACGGAAGCUAUAAGGGACAGACAGUUGGAGCAACACUGACACUUCUACAAAAAGCCGCAAUGAAAGAAGAUGGGGAAGAGGAGGAUGAGGAGGAUGAGGAUGAGGAGGACGAGGAAGACGAAUUUUAUGAAUCCGAUCAGUACUCGGAGGAGUCGUACUCAGAGGAUGAGGAAUGGAGCGACAGUUUCGUUUCGGACGAGGAAUCCGCUGCCGAGAUGGACAGCGCUUCCCUGUCGUUCGAAUCUGUUUCCGAUGAAAAGUCAGAAGCGGUGGAUUCAGACGCGAUUUCUGCCUCUCCUCUCUCGGUCUCUCCCUCCAGGGAUACGAAUUUGGCCCAAAUUGAGAGUCGCCUGGCCACGUCGAUGGUCGCUGAAAUUCAGGAUCAGGAAGAAACGGAAGAAGGCGUUCUGGAAGAGUUGCCCUCCGAGUCAAUCCUAUCUACAGUACCCCGAGAGAUCCCAAAUGUUGAGGAAAAGGGUGGCCCGGUAAUUCUGAUGGAGCCGACAUUUGUGAAGCCACAGGAGGGAAAGGAUAAGGAAACGACAGCGUCUCGAUAUUUCCCCUCAAAACAGCCGACAACGGAUCAUGCCCGAAAGGCCGUCAUCCAGCCCACAAAACUCGAAAAAGCCCAAGUUGCCUCGGCCAUCCAGACCAAUAUUGGAGCACCCGUGAAGCCAAAAUCCACCGCCGAGGAGAAGCCGAAGGCGUUCGGGUCGACCCUCGAGAAGAUUGUGGCCGCGGGAAAACUGCCGGAAACCACCGGAACAAGCCCGCCAAAGGACAAAUCGGCGGUGCGCAAAUCGGCGUUGAACAUGACCGUGGAAGAGGCUCAGAAAAAGGAACACGCUGCUGAGGAAGCCGCGAAGCGGUCUGCCCGCCGCUACAACCUAGUGGGAUCGCUGGCCGAGAAGUUCAGCGAGGCUGCCGAGAUGCCACAGGAGAAACAUACAUAUCGCCGUUCGAAAGCGCUGCAAAGCCGCGAUGAGACGCGUCCUCGAAGACAUUAUGCUCCGAUAAUACAACCAAUUGUCGAUGAUUCUUUCGAAAAACAGAUGGAGGAGCUGCGCGAAAAAAUGAAAGCCGGCACGUCGGCAUUCCAGAAGGAGUUCACCGAGCUGAAAAAGGGAAUGCUGACCUGCGCCGAGGAGCCGAAACUUCGCGAACAAGAGGAAAAACAUCGACAAUUACUGCAACAGAAUGCACACGCUAUCGGAAAAGCGGAAGAGGAGAAACGACGCCAGAAGGGAUUGAGAGACGCCGUUUUGGAGAAGGAACUCGCCAAAAUACCGGCGAAAGGCACGGGAAAAGAGGAGAGGGCUGAAAAGGCCGAGAAACCGCACAAACAAUUGCCACCUGGAUCUCCAAAAGCCGAGCCCCGCCGCACGAUUCGAAGGCUGAAACAACAGGACAAAGACGAGCCAAAACCAGCUGAGCCGACCACUUCUGCCCCAAAAUCCACCGAAGCCCCGCCCACCACCGGCUCUCUUGAUUCGGCGGAUCUACAGGGAAUGCUGCCGUCAGGGCUCGCCAGCGGUACGUCAGCACCAAUCAAUGCCCCCGAUGCCGCUACAAAAAGGAAAUCCGCGCUGGACGCGCUCCGGAAUCGUCGCUCCUCUGGGCUGGACAUGCCAUCGGAUGCACGAGGAGGAGCACCACAAGGAGAAGGAGCAGUCGCCACAAGGAUUAGAAAUGCGCUCGGCGGCGUUUCGAAGGGACGGUCGGGAGAGCCGCUGGCACCCAGUUUACAGGGAGCGGAGGGCGGAGGGGGUACGUGUUCAUCUUCUGAGACCACGUCAACACCACGAAGGAGAUAUGGGCAGAGGAGAAGAACGGAAGAGAUUAUAUUGCCGCCAAAGGACCCUAUUCCAAAAAAGCGUCGCCGCCAACAGUCACGGCCAAAUCGACUGAUUCGAACGCCCGGUGAUAUCGAUGUGAUAUUGGGAUAUGGUGGAGGGAUGACAUUUGAGGCGCUCGAGCGGCUGUUCGAUGAAGCCGCGAAGGAGAAGCGAAUGCGACGAGACACUCCACCCCCAAAAGACCUCGCCGGAAAGCCGGCCACCCGCGUCUGGAUCAGCGCAUUAAUGGACAUUGACAAAAUCUACAAGGCAAUCGAGCUGCGAGAUAUUGCCGCUUCCGUCAAUGGA